GGGCGGGAGCGCGUGCGCGCGGCGGCACGGGGCUCGACGAGCGCUGCUGUGGGGGCGCCGGCAGCCGCGGUCGUUUUUAUACCUUCCCGCGCGGAGGCCGGCACCGCCAACGGAAGGGCGGGCGGGGCUGCGCGUGCUGAGUCCCCAGGCUCCGCUGCCAUGAAGGUGAAGAUUAAGUGCUGGAACGGCGUGGCCACUUGGCUGUGGGUGGCCAACGACGAAAACUGCGGCAUCUGCAGGAUGGCAUUUAAUGGCUGCUGUCCUGACUGUAAGGUGCCUGGCGAUGACUGCCCCCUGGUGUGGGGCCAGUGCUCGCACUGCUUCCACAUGCACUGUAUCCUCAAGUGGCUCAACGCGCAGCAGGUGCAGCAGCACUGCCCCAUGUGCCGCCAAGAGUGGAAGUUCAAGGAGUGAGGUGGCCCCAGCACCCACUGCGCCCACCCAGACAGCUUCCCGCGACCUGACACCGCCUCGCAUUGGGACUGGGUGGCCAUGGUGUCUGCUGGGAACGGUCCCCGGGGCUGUUGUGAAGUUGAAAUGAGGACUGGAGCUGCCCUUGUUUUCCAUCACAUUGACACUUUUAUCUAAUAAGCAAAGUUCAUUAAGUUCCCCAAGCCUUGCUGGAGGCCUCUGGUUGCUGGCUUGCUUGGAAUAUCGAUGCAGCCUCGGUGUGUUUUGACACAAAACGCUCAUGAAUAAACAUGUUGAUGAAGCGCU
This is a messenger RNA of Cynocephalus volans (Philippine flying lemur), 717 nucleotides long. RefSeq names its product anaphase promoting complex subunit 11 (gene ANAPC11). The transcript is spliced from 3 exons. Gene Ontology annotation, molecular function: cullin family protein binding; zinc ion binding; ubiquitin protein ligase activity. Gene Ontology annotation, biological process: protein ubiquitination; positive regulation of mitotic metaphase/anaphase transition; anaphase-promoting complex-dependent catabolic process. Gene Ontology annotation, cellular component: anaphase-promoting complex; nucleus. The coding region runs from base 160 to 414 and encodes 84 amino acids. The record is from RefSeq and is a predicted model, not a curated record. NCBI's taxonomy places the organism in Eukaryota, Metazoa, Chordata, Mammalia, Dermoptera, Cynocephalidae.